AGUGUUGAGCAUCUGUCCCCCUUUAGAUCUCUGAAGCCACAAAUAGGAUGCUUGGGAAGACUCCUAGCUGUCCUUUUUCCUCUCCACACAGUGCUCAAGGCCAGCUUAUAGUCAUAUAUAUCACCCAGACAUAAAGGAAAAGACACAUUUUUUAGGAAAUGUUUUUAAUAAAAGAAAAUUACAAAAAAAAAUUUUAAAGACCCCUAACCCUUUGUGUGCUCUCCAUUCUGCUCCUUCCCCAUCGUUGCCCCCAUUUCUGAGGUGCACUGGGAGGCUCCCCUUCUAUUUGGGGCUUGAUGACUUUCUUUUUGUAGCUGGGGCUUUGAUGUUCCUUCCAGUGUCAUUUCUCAUCCACAUACCCUGACCUGGCCCCCUCAGUGUUGUCACCAGAUCUGAUUUGUAACCCACUGAGAGGACAGAGAGAAAUAAGUGCCCUCUCCCACCCUCUUCCUACUGGUCUCUCUAUGCCUCUCUACAGUCUCGUCUCUUUUACCCUGGCCCCUCUCCCUUGGGCUCUGAUGAAAAAUUGCUGACUGUAGCUUUGGAAGUUUAGCUCUGAGAACCGUAGAUGAUUUCAGUUCUAGGAAAAUAAAACCCGUUGAUUACUAUAUUGGAUUCUGACUGAUUCUUUGGGGGUGUAUUGGUUAACUGAAGACAGAAAGUGGGGUAAUGGAAUGCAAAUGAUUUCCAGGUCAUCUCAGAUUUAGGUAGAGGGUGUCAACCUCCUCCAUUUUUAGGCAUUUGGAAAUCCAAACUUCUUGUGGGCAGAGUCGUAGAAUAAACCACACCAUUCAUUCUACUCCUGCCCAGCCACUGUUUAACGCACCUGGGAAAGUUUUUUUUAAAAAAGGGUUUGCACAAGAAGUGGGGUGUGGGAGGAUGCGAGUAUCGGCCACAGCCCAAGAUGGCCAUGAAGUGGGAGUUUGGAGGCUGGUUGUAUAAACAAUUUGACCCCAAAGUGCAAGUCAAAUAAUAGGAUAACCCUUUCUCCUUGCUAAUGCUAGGGGUACCUGCCACCCUUAGCUGGUGAUGGGGUGGUAGGGGGAGGGGGUUGGUAGGGUGAAAUUCCGCCAGUACUCCCUGAGUUAAGUGGAAUGACUGGUUUAGAUCAUUUCUGUUUCCUUCCAGAUCUGACAUUUUGUAACUAGAUCGGCUACUAGCAUUGGAAGGGCCCACGUUUCAUCCCUUCCUCUAGAAAGCCUACCGGCAGUUUUUGAAUCUGCCCUGCCCCCACUCCAGCAGAGAAGGACAGGGAGAGCAUUGGCGGUAGCCCUGUCUGGAAAGGGCGGCCCUUUGCCUUGAACAGGAAGCCACAACCACCUAGAAAAUGGAGCCUUCUUCUCUAGAAACUACAAUUCCCAGCGGCCUCCACGCAGAGCAUGCGCGGGAAUGUGCCAGGCGGGCCAGCCGAACCAGCUUGCCUUUCGAUUCCCGACAUGCUUCAUGGUGUGUUCCGGUUUCCUUGAUUUCCUACCCCCGCCAAACUUCCUGUUUCCAGCUUUCUAGCGGCGGACUACAACUCCCAGCAUGCUGAGAGAGCUGACAAGGAAGGUUUCGAGCGUUUUGCUGGCAAAGGGAUUUCUUACAACCUCCAGGCAUGCGUCUUUCUGCCCUGCUGGCCUUGGCAUCCAAGGUCACUCUGCCCCCCCAUUACCGCUAUGGGAUGAGCCCCCCAGGCUCUGUUGCAGACAAGAGGAAGAACCCCCCAUGGAUCAGGCGGCGCCCAGUGGUUGUGGAACCCAUCUCUGAUGAAGACUGGUAUCUGUUCUGUGGGGACACGGUGGAGAUCCUAGAAGGCAAGGAUGCCGGGAAGCAGGGCAAAGUGGUUCAAGUUAUCCGGCAGCGAAACUGGGUGGUCGUGGGAGGGCUGAACACACAUUACCGCUACAUUGGCAAGACCAUGGAUUACCGGGGAACCAUGAUCCCUAGUGAAGCCCCCUUGCUCCACCGCCAGGUCAAACUUGUGGAUCCUAUGGACAGGAAACCCACUGAGAUCGAGUGGAGAUUUACUGAAGCAGGAGAGCGGGUACGAGUCUCCACACGAUCAGGGAGAAUUAUCCCUAAACCCGAAUUUCCCAGAGCUGAUGGCAUCGUCCCUGAAACGUGGAUUGAUGGCCCCAAAGACACAUCAGUGGAAGAUGCUUUAGAAAGAACCUAUGUGCCCUGUCUAAAGACACUGCAGGAGGAGGUGAUGGAGGCCAUGGGGAUCAAGGAGACCCGGAAAUACAAGAAGGUCUAUUGGUAUUGAGCCUGGGGCAGAGCAGCUCCUCCCCAACUUCUGUCCCAGCCUUGAAGGCUGAGGCACUUCUUUUUCAGAUGCCAAUAAAGAGCACUUUAUGAGUC
Molecule: messenger RNA, 2343 nt
Organism: Homo sapiens (human)
Lineage: Eukaryota; Metazoa; Chordata; Mammalia; Primates; Hominidae
Gene: MRPL24
Product: mitochondrial ribosomal protein L24
Exons: 6
Coding region: 1598-2248 (216 amino acids)
Biological process (GO): translation
Cellular component (GO): ribosome; mitochondrion
Molecular function (GO): structural constituent of ribosome; RNA binding
Source: RefSeq, a predicted model, not a curated record